CGGUAAGUUGAGAAGGACGCGAGAGUUUCAGCAACACGGAGCUCUGUUCAUUUCCCGGGCCUCUCCUGGGCUAGAAGUGCGUCCGUGGUCUGUCUUGUUCUGCCCUCAGUCUCGAUAUGAGCCCUGCCUUGGAUAGAUACUGCUGAAUCUGUAAGAGAUGCCACUGCCAGUACCACCCCAAUGCUCCAAACCUGAGGCUAAGAAAUCUCAGUCCAGCAAAAUUGUGCCCAGUGAUCAUGGCACAUCUCAAAAGAGAGGGGAGAAUUGCCAAACAAAGAGAUCUCCAUCUUCACCUCUGGGACCACUCAAAAAGAGAUCAGCUUUUGAAGAUCUCACCAAUGCUUUUCAAAGUCAACCUGCUCAGCCCAAAAAGGAAGCCAAUAAUGAGUUUGUUAAAGAUAUUUCCAAGAAGACAAACAGGAACACACCUGCUUGUGAGUUGGCCAAAAACAAGAUGAAUGUAAAAAGGUAUAAACUGGAACCCUCACCAGUAGUAGUCUCAACCACCAUGGUACCAAAUAUUAUAGACAAACCACUCAUUCCGGAGAUAUCUACCAUCUCCAAAACACCCACUACUGAAGAGGCAUCUCUUCUCAAAAAGCCAUUUGUUUUAAAAGAAAAACCCACUACUGAGAAUACAACCCUCAUCAAGAGGUCAUUAUCUUUAAAGAAGUGCACAAAUCAGGGGGAGGUGGCCCUCUUUGAGGAGCCACUAUCCUUGCUGGAGGAGACUGAGAGUGAUGUUGUAGAGUCAAUGAUUUUUGGGAAGAAUCAUAAAGCUGGGGAGGCAGCCAUUAUCAAGAGGACAUUAUCCUUAAUGAAUAUGUCCACACAUCAGGAGAAGCAGUCCUGUUCAGAGGAAUUUUUGACCUUGGUGGACAUCAGUGAUGAAGAGGAUUUUUUCCCUGUGGAGCCCACAAACUCUAUGAAGAAGCCUAAAACUGAGGAGGCAACCCCCACCGAGAAGCUGUUAUCUUUAAAGAAAAAGUGUUCCACUAAGGGGGAGAUAUCCUGUAUGAAGAAUCCACUGGUGUUGCAGAAGACCACCUCUGAUGAGAAGUCACUCACUAAGGAGCUGUUGUCUUUUAGGAGAAAGCCUACCACUGAGAAGAAACCCCUCUUCCAGAAGCCACCUGCAUUGCAAGAGAAGCACACCACUGAGCAAGAGGUGUCCAUCUUUGAGAAAUCAUUGGUCUUGCAGGAGGAGAUUGACACUGAAGAGGACUCCCUCUUUGAGGAGCCAUUGGCUUUUAAGAAGCAACCUACCACUAAGAAAACCCUCAUCUUUAGGCAAUUAUGUUUAAAGAAGAAUUACACUAUUCAGAGGAAGAUUCCCCACUCAAUGAGCCCAUUAGUAUUUCAGAAGACCACCUCUGGAGAGGAGGCAUCCAUUAAGGAAUCAUUGUCCUUAAGAAAAAAGCCUACGACUAAGGAGGAGUCCUUCUUCCAGGAGCUAUCUGUGUCACAAGGGAUGCACACCACUGAUGGAGAGGUGACCCUCUUGAAGGAGCCAUGGGCAUUGCAGGAAGAAAAAGAUAGUGAAGAUGAAUUUCUUAUGGAGCAAAUUUCCUUUAGGAAGAAGUGUACUACUAAGGAGGCAACCCUCUCCAAGAAGCCAUUACCUUUAAAGGAGAAAUGUACCACUCACGGGAAGGUGUACCACUUCAAGAAGUCACUAGUAUUACAGACGAUCACCUCUGAAGAGAAGUCAUUCGUUAAGGAGCCAUUAUCCUUUCAGAAAAAGCCUAUCCCUAAGGAGUCCCUUUUCCAAGAGUCAUCUGUAUUGCAGGAGAAGCACACCACUCAAGAGGAGGAGUCUACCUUAAAGAAGCCCUUGGUGUUGCAAAAGACUCCAACUUUUGAAAAAGAGUCACUCUUAAAGGAGCCUUUGGCUUUCAAGAAGCAUACCAUUGAGGAGGCAACCUCCACCAAGAAGCCAUUACCCUUAAAGGAGAAGUGUACCACUCACGGGAAGGUGUGCCGCUUCCUGAAGCCACCAGUAUUACAGGUGAUCACCUCUGAAGAGAAGUCAUUCGUUAAGGAGCCAUUAUCCUUUCAGAAAAAGCCUAUCCCUAAGGAGUCCCUUUUCCAAGAGCCAUCUGUAUUGCAGGAGAAGCACACCAAUGAAGAAGAGGAGGCAUCUAUCUUAAAGAAGCCCUUGGUCUUGCAAAAGUCUCCAACUUUUGGAAAAGAGUCACUCUUAAAGGAGCCUUUGGCUUUCAAGAAGCAUACCAUUGAGGAGGUAACCUCCACCAAGAAGCCAUUACCCUUAAAGGAGAAGUGUACCACUCACAGGAAGGUGUGUCACUUCACGAAGCCACCAGUAUUACAGACGAUCACCUCUGAAGAGAAGUCAUUUGUUAAGGAGCCGUUAUCCUUUCAGAAAAAGCCUAUCCCUAAGAAGUCCCUUUUCCAAGAGUCAUCUGUAUUGCAGGAGAAGCACACCACUCAAGAAGAGGAGGCAUCUAUCUUAAAGAAGCCCUUGGUCUUGCAAAAGUCUCCAACUUUUGAAAAAGAGUCACUCUUAAAGGAGCCUUUGGCUUUCAAGAAGCAUACCAUUGAGGAGGCAACCUCCACCAAGAAGCCAUUACCCUUAAAGGAGAAGUGUACCACUCACGGGAAGGUGUGCCGCUUCCUGAAGCCACCAGUAUUACAGACGAUCACCUCUGAAGAGAAGUCAUUUGUUAAGGAGCCAUUAUCCUUUCAGAAAAAGCCUGUCCCUAAGAAGUCCCUUUUCCAAGAGCCAUCCGUAUUGCAGGAGAAGCACACCACUCAAGAAGAGGAGGCAUCUAUCUUAAAGAAGCCCUUGGUCUUGCAAAAGUCUCCAACUUUUGGAAAAGAGUCACUCUUAAAGGAGCCUUUGGCUUUCAAGAAGCAUACCAUUGAGGAGGCAACCUCCACCAAGAAGCCAUUACCCUUAAAGGAGAAGUGUACCACUCACGGGAAGGUGUGCCGCUUCCUGAAGCCACCAGUAUUACAGACGAUCACCUCUGAAGAGAAGUCAUUUGUUAAGGAGCCAUUAUCCUUUCAGAAAAAGCCUGUCCCUAAGAAGUCCCUUUUCCAAGAGUCAUCUGUAUUGCAGGAGAAGCACACCACUCAAGAAGAGGAGGCAUCUAUCUUAAAGAAGCCCUUGGUCUUGCAAAAGUCUCCAACUUUUGGAAAAGAGUCACUCUUAAAGGAGCCUUUGGCUUUCAAGAAGCAUACCAUUGAGGAGGCAACCUCCACCAAGAAGCCAUUACCCUUAAAGGAGAAGUGUACCACUCACGGGAAGGUGUGCCGCUUCCUGAAGCCACCAGUAUUACAGACGAUCACCUCUGAAGAGAAGUCAUUUGUUAAGGAGCCAUUAUCCUUUCAGAAAAAGCCUGUCCCUAAGAAGUCCCUUUUCCAAGAGUCAUCUGUAUUGCAGGAGAAGCACACCACUCAAGAAGAGGAGGCAUCUAUCUUAAAGAAGCCCUUGGUCUUGCAAAAGUCUCCAACUUUUGGAAAAGAGUCACUCUUAAAGGAGCCUUUGGCUUUCAAGAAGCAUACCAUUGAGGAGGCAACCUCCACCAAAAAGCCAUUACCAUUGAAGGAGAAGUGUACCACUCAUGGGAAGGUGUGCCAUUUCAUGAAGCCACCAGUAUUACAGACGGUCACCUCUGAAGAGAAGUCAUUCAUUAAGGAACCAUUAUCCUUUAAAAAGGAGCCUACCACUGAGGAGGAGUCCCUUGUCAAGGAACAAUUGGCAUUGCAAGAAAAGCACACCACUCAGGAGGAUGUGGCUGUCUUGAAGAAGCCAUGGGCAUUUGAGGAGAAUAUUGAUGGUAAAGAUGAAUUUCUUAUGGAGCCAGUGUCCUUUUGGAAGAAACAUACCACAAAUGUGGCAGACUGUGCCAAUGAGCCAUUAUCUUUAAAGAAAAAAAAGUGUAUCACUCAAAUAAUGGCACCCAUCUGCCAAGAACUGUUGGACUUGCAGAAUGUAGUUGCAGAAGGUAAAGGUUCCUUCUCUAUGGAGUCAGUGUCAUUUCAGAAGAAGUCUUCAACUGAUGAGGCAGUUCUUACCAAGACACCAUUAUCUUUAAAAAAUAAGCAAAUUGCUCAGGGGAAGAUGUUCCUUUUAAAGAAGCCGCUGAUCACAGAGAAGACUACCCCUGAAAAGGAGUCACUGUCUAAGAAGCUGUUGUUCUUAAAAAAAAAGUCUACAACUGAAGAGGAGUUCCUCUUCCAGGAUCCAUCUGUACUGAAAGAGAAGCCCACUACUCUGCAGGAUGUGUCCCACUCAAAGAAGCCAUUGACCUUACAGGAGAAGAUCACUACCGAAGAAGAAUCUUAUAUUAAGGAGCCACUGACCUUGGAGGAGAAGCCUACCACUGAGGAGGAAUUCCCCUUUCAGGAACCAUUUUCACCGCAUGUUAAACCUACCAACAAUGGUGAAGCCCUCCUCUGUAAGGCUUUGACCUUGGAGAAGAAGACUGAUACCAAAGAGGGCUCCUUGAAGAAGCUGUUGACUUUGCAGGAGGAAAGCACCACGGAAGAGGAAUCCCUUUUCAAGAAACCAUUGUUUCUGAAGGAAGAGCUCUCCACUGAAGUGUCAACGAGCACAGAGAGGCAAUUAUCUUUAAAGAAGAAGCCCAGUGCCCAGGGAGAGGUCCUUCUCUUGAAGGAGCAGUUGGCCUUGCAAGAGGACAUCACCAGUGAAGAGGAGUCCCUUAUUAAGCAGCCACAGGCCUUGCAGGAGAAGCCCAGCAUUGAAAAGGAGACCAUCCUGAGGGAGUCCUUGGACUUGCAGGAAAAUCCCAGGAGUAAGGAGACCCUCAUCAAGGAGCCAUUGGCCUUGCAAGAGAAUCUCACUCACAAGGAAGACACCUCUCUCAAAGAUUUCUUGAUCCUCCAAGUUGAAACCAGCCCACACGUAUCUACCACUGCCCCUGAAGCUGGAACAGGCAUGCCCAGCACUGUCACCAUGUCCAAUGUGGGCAAGUUUAGUACCAUGAGCAAGUCCAGUGCUUGUGAAUCCAGUUCCAGUAAGCUUUUCUCACCUCAGGACAAGAAAUCACAGAAGGAGCAGAUGACCCCCCUGGAGGAUACUGACAAGGACCACAAUGAUCCACAUUUCAACUCAGUAUAUGCCAAGGAUAUCUUCAAUUACACGAAGGAGAGAGAGGAAAAGUUCAUACUUAAAAAAUACAUGAACAGGCAGACUGACAUCAACAGUGACAUGAGGGCCAUUCUUGUGGACUGGUUGGUGGAGGUGCAGAUUACAUUUGAGAUGAGGCACGAGACCCUGUACUUGGCAGUGAAGUUUGUGGAUCACUACCUUAUGGAGGUAAUAUGCAAGAAGGACAAGCUACAACUCCUUGGUGCCACUGCUUUUCUGAUUGCAGCAAAAUUUGAGGAGUCCUGCCCACAGUAUGUGGAUGACUUCCUGUACAUCUGCGAAGAUAUUUAUAAGCGUGAUGAGAUGCUUGCCAUGGAAAUCAGCAUCCUGCAAACCCUCAAAUUUGAUGUCAACAUUCCCAUCGCCUAUCAUUUUCUGCGCAGAUAUGCCCGGUGUGUCCAUGCCAGCAUGAAGACACUGACAUUGUCCCGCUUCAUCUGUGAGAUGACCCUGCAGGAAUACGACUAUAUCGAGGAGAGGGCUUCCAAGCUAGCUGCUGGCUCCUUCCUCCUGGCCCUCUACAUGGAGAAACUCGGACACUGGGCUCCUACCCUGGAGUAUUACAGUGGCUACAAGACCUCUGAUCUUCACCCGUUGGUCAGGCAGCUGAACACCCUGCUGACUUCGUGUUCUUGCAAUAAGCUCAAGACUGUCCAUUCCAAGUAUUCCCACCAGGUCUUCUUUGAAGUCACCAAAAUACCCCCCUUGGACCCAUCGAAACUGGAGGAGAUUUUGAACUGCUGCUAAUUCUGAAUCUGAGGGUCUGGUGCUCUGGCAGCAGCCACCCAGGCCAGGCAGGGAUGUACACAGGCCGUAUUUAUUCUGUCCUUGAAUUUGUCUUUUCACUGUUUUUCUUCAUUUUUACUGUCUUUGUUUGUCUUUUGCUAAACUGAUAAUGUAGUAAAUAUUUAAGUUUUUUUCUUUAUGAAAGAGAAUAAACUCUUGUAGUAUUUGAUUAUAAAUUUAAUAAAAAAUUAAUGGUUGUUGUUCAAA
This is a messenger RNA of Camelus dromedarius (Arabian camel), 6130 nucleotides long. RefSeq names its product cyclin B3 (gene CCNB3). Gene Ontology annotation, molecular function: cyclin-dependent protein serine/threonine kinase regulator activity. Bases 158 to 5884 code for a protein of 1908 amino acids. The record is from RefSeq and is a predicted model, not a curated record. Gene Ontology annotation, biological process: mitotic cell cycle phase transition; regulation of cyclin-dependent protein serine/threonine kinase activity. Lineage: Eukaryota; Metazoa; Chordata; Mammalia; Artiodactyla; Camelidae. The transcript has 12 exons. Gene Ontology annotation, cellular component: cytoplasm; cyclin-dependent protein kinase holoenzyme complex; nucleus.